Molecule: messenger RNA, 1384 nt
Organism: Diabrotica virgifera virgifera (western corn rootworm)
Lineage: Eukaryota; Metazoa; Arthropoda; Insecta; Coleoptera; Chrysomelidae
Product: tetraspanin-6-like
Exons: 5
Coding region: 182-910 (242 amino acids)
Cellular component (GO): membrane
Source: RefSeq, a predicted model, not a curated record
CACCGUCUCCACCAUUUGCAGCCAAGUCUCCGGCAGACGGAAACCUUAUCAACACUUUUCGUAUUAUAUUGUAUAUUAAUUAUAUUUUUUACCUUAUCAGUUAGUGUUCGACCAUACGAAACAGGCAACAGCAUCUGUAAUUAGGUGAAAAUUUAGGUCGGGAGAUUUUCCGGAAAUUUUCAUGAAAAUGGGAAAACAUCUGCAAACUGUUGCUGCGAUGGCAUGCAUGAAGAGUUUUUUGAUGGUGUUUAAUAUCGUAUUCUGGGUUUCUGGAAUAAUAAUUCUUGCUAUUGGAAUAUGGGUGGAAGUGGAGUUAUACAAGUACAUGGAGAUGAGUACUGCGUUCAAUCGUACUGCCCCAUACGUCUUUAUAGUAACAGGUCUACUGAUCAUCCUUGUGGGCUCAUUUGCCUGUUGCUGUACAGUAAAGGGACAGCCGAUUCUUUUAUACAUAUAUGGAGUAUUUUUGGCUGUGAUAUUCAUAUUAGAACUCGGCGCUGGAAUAUCCAUAUUCACAUAUCGAGCGAAACUGACUGAUGGAUUUGACAAAGGACUGACUCAAGCUAUGCAGAACUAUCUAAACGACAGUGCUCAUUUGGCACAAGACUUUGAUUUAAUGCAAGAAACGCUACACUGCUGCGGAAAUCAUCAGCCUCGUGAUUGGUUAGACCUGCCACAUCCCCAACCGAUACCCCAAUCUUGUUGUAUUCAAGACAAUUGCACCACGGAAAAAGAAGAUCAAAUAUAUAGUCAGGGAUGUUAUACGAAAAUCAUCGAAUUUCUGAACGGCAACGUGGGUAUCGUCGCAGGAGCAGCCGUUGGGAUAGCUUUCUUCCCUUUGAUAGGCGUCAUCUUAUCCUGCUGCCUGGCUAAGGUGAUCAACAAAGCGAAAUACGAACAAAUGGCUUAAGCUAGAACGUAUACGACAUAUUGACGCGCUCAAGGUAAAGGUUUGUCCUUUAUACUAAAGAAAUGUAUUAUGAGAAGUAGAUAACUGUAAUAUUAUAUAUUUUUUUAGUUCUUUUUAUAUAGUUAUCAACUGUUUUAUUGUAAGAUGUUAUGGUUUUUAAAAUCGGCUCCAUUUUUUCUUUAUUUUUAAUACUGCUGACAAUUUUACAAUUCAUCAAAACAUUUUGUUAUAAAAAUCAAUAUUUAUUUACAAAAAGUUGUUUACAGUUGAUAUUAUAGUCGUAUAAGCUAUCUAAUAGACGCAUUAAUACUCUGCUCAGAGGGGUGCUAUUCUUCGACCUGUAAAAUUUCAUAAACAAGGGAUCAUUUCAUAAUACAAGGAGAUACCUUGUUUAUGGAAUUCCACACCUCGAACAGUAGCACCCUGAGCUUAAUAUUAAUGAGUCCCUUAGAUAGCUCGUACCACCAUAACAAA